Asterias rubens (European starfish) is the source of this 3507-nucleotide messenger RNA. RefSeq names its product WD repeat-containing protein 78-like. Bases 131 to 2611 code for a protein of 826 amino acids. Gene Ontology annotation, cellular component: axonemal dynein complex. Lineage: Eukaryota; Metazoa; Echinodermata; Asteroidea; Forcipulatida; Asteriidae. The record is from RefSeq and is a predicted model, not a curated record. The transcript is spliced from 23 exons. Gene Ontology annotation, biological process: cilium movement. Gene Ontology annotation, molecular function: dynein heavy chain binding; dynein light chain binding.
UUUGCUUUGAUCUUUAAACGAGAAAUGUGUGCACUGUCAAAGUUCUUACAGUAACAUCACUACAGAAAUUUCCUGCUAUUAAUGACUAACAGUUUCUAGUGUUUGUGCAGCUAAAAAUAGAGCUGUAGUUAUGUCGACCGGGAAAGCAAAACCGGGCGUGCUAAAGGUGCCUGGGGCAGUACCUACUGGUGCUAACCGUAGCAAGCUGUUGACAAGCCAGCUAAGCCAAAGUCGACUCAAUGCCAAGGAUCGCAGUGUGACUGUUGGGGUUGCGUCUCGUACAACACUAAACUCUUCCAGUCGUAAGAGUCAAGUAGCUCUGGAUAAUAAAGUUGGACACGGUUUCGGUGGAAAGAUUAACACCAUGAUCCAGGUAUUUGACGAGCAAGGCAGUGAUGUUACACCUCAACCUCUUCUUAUUGUGGAUCCCAAUGCUGUCAAACAUAAUCAGAGUAAAAUCUUUGGCAGUGGGGGUGACUCUAGCGGUGGAACGCCUACUGACCUGAUGUCUCAAGCCUCCAUCUACCAAACUGGUGGGAAUACAAGUUUUGCCGGACCGUUCACGAGAUCAGUGUUUGGAACCAGCAUGACUCAAUCAAGUCGUUCUGCCGAAUCAUUUACAGAUGAAUUUGCUGAACCUGCUGCUGCUACUGACAUUGUAUCUGGACUCGGAGAUGUUCACACAGAACGUAACAUAGAGAAACAGCUACUGACUGAAGAGGACCUUGAUAAAGUAGUAUCCAUUAACCUGAGUGAGACAGAUACGAUCUGGAUGCUAGACCUGCCUGGGAUCUGCCUGUCAGCAGAGAGUGAUGAAGCGGCCAAAGUCAAGGAACGCAACGAGAAAUAUAAAGAGUUAUGUAAAAGUCGUGAUGGGAAUGAUCGAUACGCAGAACGAGGAAUGCAGACAUUCAACGAGCAACCUAAGAAUAAAGAAGUCCAAUCUACAAAGAUUACUCAUGUCGAUUGUGGUAUCACUGCAACAACUUGGGACAUGUACGACACUUUUGAAGAGCUGGAUGCAGGCGACACGAAGGUUGAUGGAGAAGAUACAAUAGAGGAGGAGAUUUCUGGAGAGAGUUCUAAGAGCACAGCUAAGACUGCAACAUCUUCAGCUGAACAGACGACGCAAGGAUCUAUGAAUGCAACUCGGACAAGUGAGAGUCGAACCAGCCUAAUGGCAAGCUCAGUUGCCGAUUCAGAAGGAGAUGCACAAUCAGCUAAAGAUACUGCAGGGUUAUCAGACUCGGCAACAAUUUCAGAUGCAGCCAUCUUACAGUCUGACUCACUUAAGAAGCAUUUGUUUGUAAUGGAGAGAGUUGUUACUCUUAAUAACUUUCAACCUAAGCAGGCUUCAUACAGAGGGCUGCCUAUCUUACCCGAUAUUGACCGCAUCGUAGAAGAAGAACCAGCCGAGGGCAGUACAACCUCUGGAGCUGUUAAUAUUGCGCAGCUUGGACCCAACCUAGACCGACUCUGGGCCUACACCUGCAAUCUCACCAAAGGACGUAACGUUAGCUGUAUGUCUUGGAAUAACCACAACAAAGAUCUCCUUGCUGUUGGGUACAGUCAGUUUGGAUUUACAGAACAGAAGGGAGGUCUGGCCUGCUGCUGGUCGCUCAAAAACCCUGAGUAUCCAGAGAGAGUGUUCCAAUGUGAGUCUGGAGUAACAGCUAUGGAUUUCUCUUCAGCAAACCCAAACCUUCUCGCAGUUGGUAUGUACAAUGGUAUGGUAGCCAUCUACAAUGUUAGAAGUAACAACAGUGCUCCAGUACUUGAUAGCUAUGAGAGCCACGGUAAGCAUGCUGCACCCGUCUGGCAGCUGAAAUGGAUCGAUAAAGAGAAGGGGGCAUCAUCCGGUGAGGAGAGGGGGGAACUUCUCAUCUCAAUCUCCACUGAUGGACGAGUCACACAAUGGCAAAUCAGAAAGGGAUUUGAGUGUUCGGACCUGAUGAAGUUAAAGAGGGUAGCCAAGGCUAGUAAGAAACAGAAAGACGGCAAAGAAGGAAAGAGUGAAGGUUUCAUCUCACGUCAAGCUUCAGGGAUGUGUUUUGAUUUCAAUCCCAAGGAUCUCAGCAUCUACUUGGCAGGAACAGAGGAAGGGCACAUUCAUAAAUGUUCUUGUUCUUACAAUGAGCAAUAUUUAGACACUUACUUCGGUCACACGGGACCAGUCUACAAGAUAGAGUGGUCACCAUUCCUACCUGAUGUAUUUAUUAGCUGUAGUGCUGACUGGAGUAUGAGACUCUGGGUACAAGACCGACAGCAACCUGUUCUCAACUGUUUCUCCUCAACGAAAGCAGUCAUGGAUGUGUCGUGGUCUCCAAACUCAGCGACUGUAUUUGGAUGUGUCAAUGAGGGCGCUGUUGAGAUAUGGGACCUCAGUAUAAACAUGUUAGAUCCAAUCAUUGUCAACGUACCAGCGCCAGGAGUAAAGCUGUCAUGCCUUCAAUUUGCUCUCAACUCAAAUUGUAUUCUAGUUGGCGAUAGCGAGGGUCAAGUGUCAGUUUUCCAACUGAGGAAUAUGCCACCAGUUGAAGACAAUCAGAAAGAAAAACUGGAAGAGCUCAUUAAGCAGACGGUGAACAGCGAGCUCCAGACAAAAAGAUGAGAAGCUCAUCAAAAUAAUGCCAGCUCAAGUAAAGCUAAAGAACAAGUAGACAAAGAGAUAAAGCACCCCAAGAUUGUUAUAACAUCUAUGGACGUUCGUCCAUUUCAUGUUAAGAUUUCAAGUUGACAGAACUCACUUGAGUUUAAAGAAACUCCCAACUAGCAUGACUAGCCCACAUGUCUCGUCACGCAAAAUGUUUUACUGGUCCAGGGGAUGAUUUCUCAAAGGUCCAAGAUUGAUCUUAGCAGCAGUAGCGGCAGCUGGUAUGUGGAUCAAUUACUAAGCACAGUGUGAUGUCACAAUACAAAUCACUAUAGCUCAUCUUAAGAUAAAUAUUAGUGCUUUGUGAAACAGAGCAAGACUUGUUUUAUUUGUUCUUCUUUUUUUAGGGGGAUAACUGGAAAUGAAAGGCUCAAGCGUACAUUUCCUUAAAAGUAUUUCUGCGUGCCUUUUUUAGUUUGGGGGUCAGUUACCACAUGUACUUACAAGAACAUUGUUCAAAAUAUCUGGCCAGUUUUUACUGGGUAUUUUCACCACACUCAAACAUUAUUUGGAUAAUAACAAUUGUUUUCAUUGUCAUUUUUGCUUUAACAUUUCAGCAAUAUAACAUAUUUACAGUAAUGUUACUUUUUGCUCUCACUGUCCAUAAUGAGCUGUAUAUAUGUGCUCAGCACACUUAACUUUUUAUAAUAUUGUUGUUCUUCCUUGUUUAAAUUCCGUCCAUUGUCCGUUAUAGAAGUAACCAUUUAUCCCGUGUACAUUUCUUUAAAAAACAUAAAAAGAGUGCCUUUUGUAAAUGAAUUGUACAUUUUGUUAAAAGAUAAUUGAAUGCCUGGUAAGUUUUAUACUGUACUUUGUAAAUAAGGUACAACAAAUAAAGAUCUUUUGUAAAUAUG